AUGCAGGCGUUAUCGAACGGGAAAUACAAGAGUUGCCUCCACAGGGCAGUGGUGAACAAGGAGAGAGCGAGGAAAUCAUUAGUGUUCUUUGUGAACCCAAAAGACGACAAAAUGGUGAGGCCCCCGAAAGAUAUAAUAAAAUUAUCGACAAGAGAGUACCCGGAUUUCACAUGGUCGGAUUUGAGGAAAUUCACGGUGAACCACUACAGGGCUGACGGGACUACGCUCCAAAACUUCGUCACUUGGCUUUCAGACCAAAAAAAGACAAUCAACUUACCUUAA
Striga hermonthica is the source of this 282-nucleotide messenger RNA. The record is from the annotation of a GenBank genome assembly. Lineage: Eukaryota; Viridiplantae; Streptophyta; Magnoliopsida; Lamiales; Orobanchaceae.